Cordyceps fumosorosea ARSEF 2679 is the source of this 1185-nucleotide messenger RNA. RefSeq names its product xaa-pro dipeptidase app. Gene Ontology annotation, molecular function: manganese ion binding; metalloaminopeptidase activity. The record is from RefSeq and is a predicted model, not a curated record. The transcript has 2 exons. Gene Ontology annotation, cellular component: mitochondrion. The coding region runs from base 1 to 1185 and encodes 394 amino acids. NCBI's taxonomy places the organism in Eukaryota, Fungi, Ascomycota, Sordariomycetes, Hypocreales, Cordycipitaceae.
AUGCCGACCGUCGCGCCGCCCUCGUCGACCUCCUGCCCCAAGGAGCUGUGGCAGGAGUCGAAUUUCUUCUGGCUGACAGGCUGGGAGGAGCCCGAAGCGGUAGCUGUCAUAGAAAAAACUGGUUCUAACACCGGCGACUAUGUCUUGCGUCUUUUCGUACAGCCGAAAAACCCGAGAGAUGAGCAGUGGUCUGGUUACCGCAACGGAGUUCAAGCUGCCCAGGAUGUUUUCAAUGCCGAUGAGGCUUACUCAAUAGAUGGCAUGGGUUCCCUACUACCAGACAUGUUGAACAGCGCAACCUCGAUCUACGCCGAUGCACCGCCCACAGAAAAGGCCAGCAAGAGCUCGCUCCUGGAUAUGUUCUCAGGAAAGACGUCAUGGCCCUCCAGGACACCAUUAUACCCACUCAUGAACAAGCUCCGGGUUAUCAAGAGCCAUGCGGAGGUGGCCAACAUGCGUCGGGCGGGGCAGAUUUCCGGGCGUGCCAUCACUGAUGCCAUGCGGCGACCAUGGACCAAGGAGAGAGAUUUGCACGCCUUUCUGGACUACCAAUUUAUUGUCAACGGCUGCGAAGGCUCCGCAUACAUUCCUGUAAUCGCCGGCGGUGAACGCGCCAACUGCAUUCACUACACAGUCAACAACAACGUUUUCCGUGAGGGCGAAUUUAUUCUCAUAGACGCCGGCGGGCAGUACGGCACGUACAUUACCGACAUUUCUCGAACAUGGCCUGUAACGGGCAGGUUCACCGCCGCGCAGCGUGACCUGUACGAAGCUGUGCUCACGGUGCAACGCAAAAGCGUUGAUCUUUGCCGACAGAACGCGCGCCUGUCGCUCGAGGAUAUCCACGGCCUGACAGUCCGUGGACUCAUCGAAUCUCUACGCUCGAUAGGCUUUGACGUAUCAAAUGCCAACAUUGACCAACUGUUUCCUCACCACGUCGGGCACUAUAUUGGCCUAGAUGUGCACGACUGCCCAGGCUAUCCGCGCCGAGAGGUUCUACGCCGCGGCCACUGUGUGACUAUCGAGCCUGGCGUAUACGUUCCCGACGACGAGCGCUGGCCUGCCCAUUUUCGUGGCAUGGGUGUGCGAAUAGAGGAUAGCAUUUGCGUUGACGAGACCGAGCCGUACAUUCUUACCACCGAGGCCGUCAAGGAGAUUGCCGAUAUUGAGGCUCUCCGUGCAUAG